AACAGGUAUUGAAAUGGGAAUAGGCAUGACAUAGCAAACUACGUGCGUAUUCAGGGAGGUAAACAAAGACAAACGUUUUUAAAAGGAAAAUGAGGGGGAUCACAUAAUUGUUUUGAGAUAAUUAUCCUUAGCUACAAUGAUCAAUAAAAGGGGUGGCACCCAUGCGAGGUUGGACAGGCAGUUGCUGGGCAGAUGUCCUUGCAGACGUGCCUAUGUGCAAGGUUUUGAUGGCUUUUGUGCAAAGUUGUGGUUUUGCAGAGUCCUGUGUAGACAGUUCUUGUUAUCAGGCAUUCAUGCCUUAGAAGCCUCCCUUCAUGGCCUUCCCCAGCUCUAUUUGUCAGGGAUUUUUUUAAACACAAGUGACUCCAUUUUCAUUUUAACAACUUUCACACUAUCACCUAUAGGACUCCACAUUUACUUGUAUAUGAGGAAUGCGAGAUAAGAAAGAUUGCUAUUUUGAUGUAGAUGAUGCUUUUAACAACAACAACAAAAAAAGUAAAAAGAGUUGUGACGUUCAGUUUGGGACAUCUUGAGAUUAAACUCCUAAAAUGAUUGGGGCUAAAAUACAUACACAAAGCACCAAACAUGAUCUAUGCUGAAAACAAGUCUCUAGAAAUUUUUCUUUCCUUUAAAAAAAAAAAACCUAUGAAUUUUUUAAAAUCAAACAUUUAAAAACCUUUUUUUAAAAAAACGACAGUUCUACUGGAACAUGCACUAUCGGGACACACUAUAACACCUGCUUAGAAAGGUUCCUCAGAAACUCAACAAGCUCCACUUGGCCUGAGGUCACCGCGCCUCGGUGACGUCACUAGGACGCGCGGGCGCUCUCCUGCCUGUCCGCGGACGUCGGGCGCCAUUACCAACGCGGGGCGAGGGGCGGGGCUCCUCCUGGAGGCGCCCUGGCUCGCUCUCUAAUGUCAGCCGGCUUCGAAGUCGGCCUAGAUCUGCGCGUGCGCCCAACUCCGUGCCCGGGCUAGCGCCAGGCGAGGGGCGACGCCUCGAGGUAAAACGUAGGAGGUUCGGGAGGCGGACCCGGCACGGCCCACUAGUCCCGGAGAGCGCAGGCUCCUGGCCGUGCGGCGGGUGCGAUGGCGGAGGAGCAGGUGAACUGCAGCGUGGAGACGCACACCGACUGUAAGGCAGCGGCGGCUGCGGUGCCCACGGCGUCCUCAACGGAAGCCUCGGAGAUCACCGCAAAGUCACCGGAGCACGAGCACUACGACAGCAAGUGCGUGUUCUGCCGAAUCGCGAGGCAGGAGGAAGCUGACGUCGAACUCCUGCCCUGCGAGAAUGAAGACCUAGUUUGCUUCAAAGAUAUCAAACCAGCAGCACCUCAUCAUUAUCUUGUGGUGCCAAAGAAACAUAUUGGAAACUGCAAAGAUCUAAAGAAAGAUCACAUAGAAUUGGUUGAGAAAAUGGUAACUGCUGGAAAAACUGUUCUUGAAAGGAAUAAUUUCACUGACUUCACAAAUGUAAGGAUGGGUUUCCAUGUACCUCCAUUCUGUUCCAUUUCCCACUUGCACCUUCAUGUUAUGGCACCCGUCAGUCAGUUUGGCUUCUUAUCCAAGUUGGUUUAUAGAGUCAAUUCCUAUUGGUUUAUCACAGAGAUAAAGUCUUUGCUUUCACUUUUUGGAAGUCAGUUCACCAGCAGUCAGGAAACUUAUGGAAAGUCUCCAUUUUGGAUUCUUAGUAUUCCUUCUGAAGAUAUUGCAAGAAACUUAAUGAAACGAACAGUGUGUGCCAAGUCUAUAUUUGAACUGUGGGGUCAUGGAAAAUCUCCUGAAGAGCUGUACAGUUCUCUUAAAAAUUACCCUGUGGAGAAGAUGGUUCCAUUUCUACAUCCAGACUCUACGUAUAAAAUAAAGAUUCACACAUUUAAUAAAACACUGACACAAGAAGAAAAAGUCAAAAGAAUAGAUGCACUUGAAUUUCUGCCAUUUGAAGGAAAAGUGAAUUUAAAGAAACCACAACAUGUAUUCUCUGUUUUGGAGGAUUAUGGUUUGGACCCAAACUGCAUCCCUGAGAAUCCACAUAAUAUUUAUUUUGGUAGAUGGAUUGCAGAUGGACAGAGAGAGCUUAUCGAGUCAUAUAGUGUCAAAAAGAGACACUUUAUUGGAAAUACAAGCAUGGAUGCUGGUUUAUCAUUCAUCAUGGCCAACCAUGGAAAAGUGAAAGAAAAUGAUAUUGUCUUUGAUCCAUUUGUUGGAACAGGUGGCCUCUUGAUAGCAUCUGCUCAUUUUGGUGCAUAUGUAUAUGGGACAGACAUAGACUACAACACAGUUCAUGGCUUGGGAAAAGCUACUAGGAAAAAUCAGAAAUGGAGAGGACCAGAUGAAAACAUUAGGGCAAAUCUUCGUCAAUAUGGUUUAGAGAAGUAUUACCUUGAUGUCCUGGUUUCAGAUGCAUCUAAACCUUCCUGGAGGAAGGGCACAUAUUUUGAUGCAAUCAUCACUGAUCCUCCGUAUGGAAUUAGAGAGUCUACAAGAAGAACAGGUUCACAGAAGGAAAUACCAAAGGGGAUAGAAAAAUGUCCAGAAACCCACGUUCCAGUUUCCUUGAGUUAUCAUCUGAGUGAUAUGUUUUUUGACCUGUUAAACUUUGCAGCCGAGACCCUCGUAUUAGGUGGAAGACUAGUCUAUUGGUUACCAGUGUAUACACCAGAAUACACUGAAGAGAUGGUGCCCUGGCACCCUUGCCUGCAACUCGUUAGCAACUGUGAGCAGAAGCUUUCCAGUCACACAGCAAGGCGCUUGAUCACAAUGGAAAAGGUGAAGAAAUUUGAGAACCGGGACCAGUAUUCACAUCUGCUAAGUGAUCAUGUUCUGCCAUAUCAAGGUCAUAAUUCCUUCCGUGAGAAAUAUUUUAGUGGUGUAACAAAAAGAAUUGCCAAGGAAGAAAAAUCCAGCCAGGAGUAAAAAUUAAGAUUUUGAUGAUGAAGAAAGAAUAAGGAUUUGACAUCUGGAUGUGAACUUUCAUGUUUGAUCCAGAAAACAUGUACUGUUUUAAACUUUUUUAUAUAAAAAAAAUAGAGCUAUAAAGUAAAUUGAGUAAUUCUUUUCAAAUUAUCUUUGUUUUAUAGACUAUUUUAUUGUAUGCGUUAUAAUGUCUUUUGAACCUUAUUUAAUUUAUAUUUGUACUUUCAAGUAUUAAUAAAGAUUAACUCAAAACAGUUA
Messenger RNA from Galeopterus variegatus (Sunda flying lemur), 3173 nucleotides. RefSeq names its product tRNA (guanine(10)-N2)-methyltransferase homolog. NCBI's taxonomy places the organism in Eukaryota, Metazoa, Chordata, Mammalia, Dermoptera, Cynocephalidae. Gene Ontology annotation, biological process: methylation. Bases 1089 to 2915 code for a protein of 608 amino acids. Gene Ontology annotation, molecular function: nucleic acid binding. The transcript has 16 exons. The record is from RefSeq and is a predicted model, not a curated record. Gene Ontology annotation, cellular component: cytoplasm.